GCGGCGGCCGCCCCUGGAGCGGGUUGUGGCGGCGGCAUCAGGAGGUUCUGCUCCGGGAGCCCGGAGAGCCAGAGCGGGCCUCUGUUCCCCAAAAGAGGACCCGGCCCGGAGACCUGGAGCAUUGAACUUUAUGCGCCGGGGAUACGGCUGUUUGGAGCACUCGUCUGGAUUUUGGUAGCUGCCUCUCAAGUUCCACUGCCUGUGCUGCAGGGAUGGGUGAUGUUUGUGUCAGUGACUGCUUGUCUUUUGUCCAUUCUCUUCCUGAGUGUAUUCCUUUUUAGUUUUACACAAAGAAUUGCUGUGGACUGGAACCAGAUGGAUUUUCUUUUCCAUGCAGUUAUUUUUGUCUUUUAUUUUGGAGCCUUUUUGCUGCAAGCAGCAACAACAUCUCUGCAUAAUAAUAUAUUUAAACAAAAUGUCACUACGUUUCUAAGUGAUCAAGAAUAUAACAUAAGCAUAGCAGCAUCAAUUUUUGCCUUUGCAACAACUAUUUGUUAUGGCUGUAGCACAGCCCUUGCUUUAAGAAGAUGGAAACUAUAGCACUUUGAAGAGAUUAAUGGUUCAGCAUUCUAGUUUAAUUUGUGUAAUUGUGCAUAAGAUCAAAUUAAAUGCCACUCGUCUUUCAAACUGUAAUGGAAUUCCAAAAGGCUUUUAUGUAUAAACUCUAUUUAAAAAAUGUUAAUAAUUCAGAUAAGUUUAUAUCGGAAUUAUUUUAUUUGACAUAAUCUGUGAUUGUUUUUAUAUGUUAAUUAGAAGCAUGAUCCUACUAUCUAUAUAGUAUUAUGAUUUUGUGAGAAAUAGAUGAAUCAUUAGCAGACAACUGAAUUUGGGUGCUAAACAAUUAGGAGGCUGGAAGUGGAAGCUAAAGAAAUGUGUUAUAUGUACAGGCAGCUAAAAGCUACAAGUUGCAUUGCUUAUGGUUGAUUAUUAAAAGCCCCACUCCUGCAGUAAGUUCCAAGCACCAGUAUCCUUGGGUUUCUGCCCAGAUUCAAGUAUCUGUGACACUGUGCUCCUUGCGGGGUGAGGACCUUGCUUGAUUGCUGUGAGAUUGCCUUAAUAUUUUUAAAAGCAGAACUUACAGAAAAAACUAUUUGUUUCUAUCUAGUACAAUCUUGUGAAAUACUUUACAACCAUUUCUGGCGAGGAUGUUCUGAUCUUUUCUACAAUUUUAUUGCAUUCCUUAGUAAAUACUAAUUGUUUAGUGCUA
Messenger RNA from Pelodiscus sinensis (Chinese soft-shelled turtle), 1207 nucleotides. NCBI's taxonomy places the organism in Eukaryota, Metazoa, Chordata, Testudines, Trionychidae. The record is from RefSeq and is a predicted model, not a curated record.